CAAAUUAAUUUUAUAUUUAUUUUCUGUCCUUGUUGAGUUACAGUAGCUAGGAAACAUGCAGGUGUCAUCACUGUGCGUAGCAAAGUUUCCAUUAAGCGUGAAAGCGCAGCUUCCCACCUUGAAGACGCAGGAAUCCAUGGCGACUGCACCUAAGUGGGCCCAGAAAACCAUCGCUCUACCUCCUUACAAACGCGGCUGUCAUCUUGUUACUCCUAAGAUAGCGAAAGAAAUUGAACAAGAUCUUUCUGGAUUCAAGUGCGGUCUCGCUCAUCUCUUCUUGCAGCAUACAAGUGCUUCUCUUACUAUCAAUGAGAAUUACGACACUGAUGUUCGCGAUGAUACUGAGACAUUCCUCAAUCGAAUUGUUCCCGAGGGGCCAUCUGCACCUUGGAAGCACACACUAGAGGGUCAUGAUGACAUGCCGGCUCAUAUUAAGUCAUCAAUGUUUGGCUGUGCACUCACGAUACCGAUUACAGAUGGAAAGCUUAACAUGGGAACCUGGCAGGGUAUAUGGCUUUGUGAGCACCGGGAUCAUCCUACCUCACGAAGAGUCGUUGUCACUCUUAAUGGAAUAUGAGGCGUUUGGAUCUAUUUGCUCUACUUUACCUUCAUUUCAGAACUUAUAGCUGGAUACAUUUGCAAUUUAUUGUUUACCCUUUUUACAAUGUAAUUUGAGUACUUUACUAUGGAUACAACCAACUGUGAAACGUAUUCCGACCACUUAGUGCAUAUAAUCAUUCCAAAUCAUUAGUCAUUUUAUUUAGCUAGACAUUUUAUGAUGAAUAUUUCAAACAAUUUGUCAUUUUCUCGUGACUUUUAUAA
Messenger RNA from Medicago truncatula (barrel medic), 822 nucleotides. Its product is annotated as UPF0047 protein YjbQ. The coding region runs from base 56 to 577 and encodes 173 amino acids. The record is from RefSeq and is a predicted model, not a curated record. NCBI's taxonomy places the organism in Eukaryota, Viridiplantae, Streptophyta, Magnoliopsida, Fabales, Fabaceae. The transcript is spliced from 7 exons.